CGGAGCGCGGAUUUUUUUUUUUUUCCCUCCCUUCGGACUUAAGGAGGGGCGCGCGUCCGCGAAGCCGCUGCGAGCUCGCGCCCCCCGUGCGCGCGCCCCGGCGGUCGUCCCGCAGCGCGGCGGAGCGGCGCUCGUGCUCGUCGUCCUGUCGCCGGCCGCUAGCGCCCCGGGGACGCCGGAGGGUCGCGGGGAGUCCGGGGCGCCCGUCCUUUGUGAGGGUGCGGGACGGAAUGUGGGCGCCGCGGAGGAGUUUCCUCUCCGGCUGGAACUCCGGGGCGUGUGGACCGACCGGGAGCCAUGGACUGAGGGCGUGAGCGGCGCGGCGCGGCGCGGGGCAGUCAUGACUUCUGCCGCCGAGCUUAAGAAGCCACCACUGGCUCCCAAGCCAAAGUUAGUGGGGACAAAUAACAGGCCGCCUCCCCCUCCCAUUGCACCUAAACCGGACAUCGGAAAUGCUAGUGUCCCACGGUUAACAAAGAAAACCAAACCGGCCAUUGCACCAAAACCAAAAGCCCUGACAAACUCGGUUGUUGAAGACAUCAAGCAGUCACCCUCCCAGAAACCCCCUGCGAACCUGGAGGAACGGGGGCCAGAAUUACCCGAAAGCACCGACAAGUGUAAUUGCCGAGAUGUCGGGGAUCCGCACGGUGAUUAUAUUUUCCCAGCGUGUUCCUGCGGUUCUGGGUGUAUUCGUGAACCUGGGAAUGGAGAAAGUCUGUGUGCAAAGCAGCUUGUUCUAGAGCCUCUGGGAAUGAAAGAAAAUGUAGAGCAUCGUCAAAACGGGGAGCCCUCUUUAACUGCAAAGAGGAGGAAUGGGUUUGAUUUGAGUGGUGCAAAGGGCCGGAGCCAGAGGGGUGUGAUUUUAAAGGCAGGCAUCUUAGAGGAGAAGCUCAAAGAGGUCUUAACACAACAGCGAUCCCCCUGUAGUUCCCCGAGGAAGCACAGAGCUCCAAACAGCGCAGACAUGAAUGGUGACUCUUGCUGCAGCCGACAGAUCAGAAUUGAAUUUGCAGAUCUGUCCCCUAACCUGUCCAGCUUGGACAGAGUUCCUGCUCAUCCCAGCUGCCACCCACAGCUCUCUAGGGAUGAGUCUCAAAACCUCGAGACUUGUCAAGCUGGCCAGAGCGCUAGCCACCCUCAUUCCUGUGAACUGGAGGACACAAAGGUGUCUUCAGAUGGAACUAGUCACAAGACAGAGGUCACAGAUCUUGGUCCUUUAGAAAUUCGCCUAUUACCUUAUACCUCCAAGUUUCCGACACCCAAGCCCAGAAAGACACGCGCUGCUCGUCUGCUUCGCCAGAAGUACGUAGAUACUCCUAGUGAAAGCACCGAAGGGCCAGAGGAGGCAGACAAUGGCUCUUCUUGUCUCCUUGAAGAUAGUUUGAAAAACAAUAAAGUCACUGUUCUGCACCAGGAUGUUUUGUGUGACCAGGGACAAGUGGACAAAGUGAAGCCAGCGGACCAAAGGGCAUUGCCUAGGGACUCCAAGAGUGACAGACAGGACCCAGUCAACUCCCGGAGCGCUGUGCGUCACGAAACGUCUUCUUUGGAAAAAGUGGCACCUCCUCCAGGUGCAGAUUCGAUUUUGAGUUCCGACAGCACAGCAGACCAUGGUUCUGGAAUGUUACCUGCUGGGGACAAAGAGGCUAGUUGUCUACAGUGCCCUGCUCAGUCUUUGAGCUUGCCUAAGCAAGUCAAAUUAUCCUGCACUGAGCAUCUGCCAACUACCUGUAACGUGGAAUCGUCUGUGCCUCAAAUACAAAAGGAGCCUAAAAUUGUUCCCAAGAAACCCCAGAGACACAGCCUGCCUGCUGCUGGGGUCCUUAAGAAGGCUGCUUCUGAGGAACUUGUAGAAAAAAAUUCUUACUCUUCAAGUAAAGAAGCAAAUUUGGAGAAAGGUCUCCAGAGAAAUCACCUGCAACACGUGGGCCCCUCAAACCACGGUAUGUCACCAUCCUCCUUGGAUAAGCCCAACCCGACUUCAGAAAAGCCGGUGUGGAAGUUACCUCAUCCUAUUUUACCUUUUCCAGGGAGCCCAGAAUCCUUGAAGCGGGUCACUUUAUCCUUAAAUAAGGAGCCUUCUAUUUCCCUAACCAAGCCAAGAGCAAAAUCCUUGUCGGCUGUGGACAUGGACAGGUGCGAUAAGCCUUGCAAAGAACCUCCAAAGAAAACUUCUUUUAAGAAGUUGAUUAACGUGAAGCUGUCCAUUGGUUUCAUAAAGAGUGACUUUCAGAAAUUUAGGUCCAAAAGUUGCCAACAUGGGGACGUCACGACAGGUCAUCUGCUCAGUAGAGAGCCAAAAGGGCUUGAAAGGGAUGGGCAAGGUUUGGGGACAGGAGACGAGAAGAGAGGUAAACCCAUCAAGGCAUAUUCUGCAGAAAACUGCAGCCCGGAAUCUCAGAAGGUGAAGUCCUGGGGCCAGACCAGUGCAGCUAAUGGUCACAGAGCUGAGUCUUUGGACGACCAGCUGCUCUCCAGGAUCUCAUCCUGUCCGGUGUCCUACAAGUCCAGUACAAGCGACUGUGCACCAGAGUAUGAAAAUGUGCGCCAUUAUGAGGAGAUCCCAGAGUAUGAAAAUUUGCCCUUCGUUUUGGCCGGAGGGAAAACUCCAGAGUUGGGGUGGCAGAAUUCCAGCAGCGUGGAGGACACGGAUGCCAACCUGUAUGAAGUCGAAGAGCCCUAUGAUGCUCCAGAUGGCCAGCUGCAACUUGAUCCCAGACACCAGCCUUCCAGUUCUGGAACAUCCCAGGAGGGGCAGGAUGAUCAUCUUGGUCUUGGUGACCUGCCCUCUGAUGAGGAAGUCAUCAGUAGUUCUGAUGAAGAUGAUGUCAGCUCUGAGUCCAGUAAAGGAGAGCCAGACCCGCUGGAAGAUAAACAGGAGGAGGACUCUGGCUCACAACACUGGAUGAAAAGCAAAGUCCAUCACAUUGCCAAGGAGAUCAUGAGUUCUGAGAAAGUGUUUGUGGAUGUGUUAAAACUUUUGCAUAUUGAUUUCCGGGAUGCAGUAGCCCAUGCCUCCAGGCAACUUGGGAAGCCUGUGAUUGAGGACCGGAUCCUGAACCAGAUCUUGUACUACCUGCCUCAGCUAUACGAACUCAACCGGGAUCUCCUGAAGGAACUAGAGGAAAGACUGCUGAGCUGGACCGAACAACAAAGGAUUGCUGACAUCUUCGUAAAGAAGGGGCCGUACUUAAAAAUGUAUUCCACAUACAUCAAAGAGUUCGAUAAGAACAUAGCUCUGCUGGAUGAGCAGUGCAGGAAAAAUCCAGGAUUUGCUGCGGUCGUUAGAGAAUUCGAGAUGAGCCCCCGGUGUGCCAGCCUGGCCCUGAAGCAUUACCUGCUGAAGCCAGUUCAGAGGAUCCCUCAGUACAGGCUGCUGCUGACAGACUAUUUAAAGAACCUCCUAGAAGACUCUGCAGAUCACAGGAACACCCAAGAUGCCCUAGCUGUUGUUAUAGAGGUAGCCAACCAUGCCAACGACACCAUGAAGCAAGGGGACAACUUUCAGAAGCUUAUGCAAAUUCAAUACAGCCUAAGUGGACACCAUGAAAUCGUGCAACCCGGGCGGGUGUUUCUCAAGGAAGGCACCCUGAUGAAGCUGUCUCGGAAGGUCAUGCAGCCCCGAAUGUUUUUCCUGUUUAACGAUGCCCUGCUGUAUACAACACCCGUGCAGUCUGGGAUGUACAAACUGAACAACAUGCUCUCCCUGGCCGGGAUGAAGGUCAGAAAACCCACCCAAGAAGCAUAUCAGAAUGAAUUAAAGAUUGAAAGUGUGGAACGUUCUUUCAUCCUCUCAGCCAGUUCUGCCGCAGAAAGGGAUGACUGGCUGGAGGCCAUAUCCAGGGCCAUAGAAGAAUACACCAAGAAGAAGAUCACCUUCUGCCCCAGCCGGAGCCUUGAUGAGGACUCAGACAAGAAAGAGGAAGUUAGUCCCCUUGGGUCAAAGGCUCCCAUCUGGAUCCCUGACACCAGAGCCACCAUGUGUAUGAUUUGCACAAGUGAAUUUACCCUGACCUGGAGAAGACAUCACUGCAGGGCCUGCGGGAAGAUCGUGUGUCAAGCCUGCUCGUCAAAUAAGUAUGGCUUGGAUUACCUGAAAAGGCAACCGGCAAGAGUGUGUGAACACUGCUUCCAAGAACUGCAGAAAUUAGAUCACCAGCUGCCCCCUAGGACUGGAUCUCCUGGGAAUCACAAGUCCCCUUCAAGUGCCUUGUCAUCAGUCUUGCACAGUAUCCCAUCGGGGAGGAAGCAGAAGAAAAUCCCAGCUGCUCUCAAGGAAGUGUCAGCAAAUACUGAAGACUCCACCAUGAGUGGCUCUUACCGAUCCAAGGGCAGCAAAAAGCCCUGGAAACACUUGUGGUUCGUCAUCAAAAACAAAGUGCUCUAUACAUACGCCGCAAGCGAGGAUGUGGCAGCUUUGGAGAGUCAGCCUUUAUUAGGAUUUACCGUCACGCAAGUCAAAGACGAGACUUCGGAGUCCAGAGUGUUUCAGUUACUGCACAAAGGCAUGGUGUUCUAUGUAUUUAAGGCAGAUGAUGCCCACUCCACCCAGAAGUGGAUAGAAGCAUUUCAGGAGGGCACAAUAUUGUAGCGAGCAGAACUGGCUUCAUUUCUCCUGUGAUUCCGACAAGGUGGAGGCUCGGCUCAGCAGAAUGGAGCUCAACAGCUAUUCAGAAGGCGUGUAAAAAUGAACACUGCCAAGAUAAAUCCACCCACAGCCAUUAGGAGACAAACUGUUUUGUUAGGUAUAUACAGUCUUAAAGGUGUUUUUCAUGUAUGUUAUUUAUUAAAAUGCUGAUGUUUACUUGCUGGUCAGGAUUGUGUCUGAGACUCACACUGAAUUCUAAAGUACUGUUUAGAGACUCAAACUUAUCUUAAUACUGUAUACCGCACACUCUUGAUGUACCGUCCACACUGUUGUCUCUGCCUUGUAAUACGACACUUUCGAUGUUGGGAAGUCUUUGCAAGUAAAACACACACAUUAAGUAGCACGUGUCUGUACAUCGUUUUGGUGUAGAAAUUACAAUUACAAAAUUGCUGGUGAAAACGCAUAUUUUUGAAUCACUAAACCUAGAUGAGAUUUUUUUUUGGUAUUGCAAUAGAGAUCCAUAUAGCCAUAGAGAUCCACAUAGCCACCUUCUACCUCAGUAACUGUCAAGUGAAAUCCCAACAGUCUGUACUGAUCACUGUGUCCCCAGCCUCACCCCCACCCCCCAGCCCCAUAGGAUCUUGCUGAUUGCCAGGCUGGCCUUGAACUAACUGUGUAGCUCAGGCAGACCUUGAGCAGCCUUCUGCGUCAGCCUCUGAGCGACUGGGUUAAAGGCCAGCACCACCAUGCUAGGUCUUUAUUGAAAACUGCCAGUGUAAAUGUGAUUGUUUUUCCCCCUUGGUUUUCUGAGACAGAGGCUCACUCCGGAGUCCAGGGUGGCCUGGGACUCACCGGCUUGCUUCUCAAGUGCUGGGAUUACGUAUGUGUGCCACCAUGCUCUGAUUAAAUAACAGAAUAUGGCAGGUGACAUGCUCCCCAAUAUCCCCUGCUAGUCUUAAGGGUUCAGAGCCCAAGUCAUUGGUGAAUAUUUAUAUCUAAAAGGAUGUCAUAUUUUCUGUAAUAUGUAUUUUAAAGGUGAUCUGGAAUCACUGUGUUUUUAAGGAAAUUUUAUGCCGCUUUGAUUUGUUCCCCUUGACUUUUAAAAUUCACUCUUCCUGUCAUCCUCUGUCUCCUUGAGACACAGUCCUUCCGUGCAGGCCAGGCUGCCCUCACCCAUCCUCCUGCCUCAGCCUCCCGUGUACGGGGAGUAUAGAUAUAUGCUACCACACGAGACUUUGCCAGUCAGCGUCCCUCUUAGGAAAGGUUCAUAGUCUUAAUUCUGGCACACACUUACUGUUUAACCUGUAACUCCCCCUGGCACACAAUGUUGUUGAUUGGCCGCAGAAGAAUGUGCUUAAAAUUGUUUCAGUGUUUAAGUAUUUUGUUGACUGAGUUUAAACCAUCAGCUAAAAGGCAAGGUUAUCCAUAAAAUACUAAAGGAUGCAAGAGUUUUCUGCUUCUUUAUAUAUGAUUUUAACUUAGUGUGAUGUCAGUAGUUGAGAAUUUUAUCCUGGAUACUGUUUCUUCAUCUUGAACACUUUCCUGAGAUCUUCUGGAUGCCUCUUGCUGCAGAUAAACCAGACCUGAGGUAGCAGGUGCAGUUUUUCUUGGCUGCUUCCGGCUGUGGCAUGAUUUGAAGCCCUGUACAAUCCCACACAACCCUGCAUGCAGCCUUCCUCGCAGCUGGAGGUCAGCCCAUUCUCUGAAACACCUUUUAAUCGGGUCAUAUACAUGUUUCCCAUGUAGACAUGGGUGGAAGAUGUGUAGUGUAUUCCUUUUGGAGACCAGGGUUAUUUGUACUUUAUAUUUCCACCUUUUGUCCUCUUUGAAUUCUCAGCCUCUGAGAUUUGUCAUGAGCCUCAAAAAGUCUAAAAAGUAUUAGCCAGUAUUCUGAAUCAAGAAACUCUUCAGAAUCUAAAUACAUAUGGAGAGAAAUUCACACACAAAGUAAUUCCUGUGUGCAUGAUUAUAAUUGCUAAUUGCUCAGUCUGUGGAAAGUUUUGGAAAAGACACUAUGCAAGCUCUCAGAUAGUGCCGCCCCUACCCCCAUAAAAAUAUUCUAAUGUGGUCCCUCCCUAAUCCCUUUAUAACCUAAUAAAAAUGGUCAAUAAUUUAUUUAACAUGGCUCAUUCAAUGGCAAAUAAGGAUGUAUUUAUAAUUUGCUAUAAAACUACUUUUAAAAAUAUUACUGAACCCAGAGUCUCUAAGCAGACACUGUACCCAUAAACUACCUCCAUUGUUGACAUUUAAGAGUGAACAAUACCAGUGCAGUCUAGUUACGGGGAACAUCUCAGUUCUGGAUCCCGGGAAUGUUGCUCAUUAUACAUACAUGUGCUACCGUCAAACCUUGCUCAGGUGUCUCCUAAGCUCAGCUAAAGAGUAACCUUAGACAAGAUGGCAGGCUGAGCUAGGAGAGGUGAUAGUCUCAGGGGCCCAAAGCGGUGUUCUUCCCGUCCUCAGCAUGUCCUAAGAGAAUGGAAAGGGCCAUUCCUUUACACCACUCCAUGUUUCUGAACCUCUUUCCAUUUUCUGAUGAACGAGUAUUGUUCUGCUUUCCCCGAUGGCCCGAAUUUUCUCCAUUAAGAAGCUUGAUUCUUGAUUUACUAACAUUUUUUAAAAAAUGAAGUCAGAGGACAGCAACUCAGAAGUAUGCUUUUCUUAGCAACCUAUGUAGUAGUCCCCCAGGAAUGGAGGAAGCAGCCUCUUAUUUGAGGACCUAGUGUGGGGCUAUGCCUUGAAUGUGCUUCGACUGAGCUCAUGGCAUUGCUGGAAUUUCCCAAGGGAAAUCCUAUCUCAUCGUACUGUAUGAUCCUUAAGGAUAGAUACUAGAUUUCUUUUAUCCAUUUCUCCUCAAUCUUCAGAUCUUUAGUUGAAAACAGUGAGGACAGGAUCCCCAAGGUGUUUCGUAAGACUUGCACUGUUUUUCUCAAGACAGCUGCUCUGCCUCAUCCUCAGUAUUGUCCCUGCCUCGGGGACACUGAAAUAGCGUCCAGAGCCUGUAUUCUAACUCGGAUCUUAUGCCACGCUCCCCCAUCCCGCAAGGCCGCAUUGGUGGCAUGGCUAACACUCGCUUUCCUCCUGUUCAAGCCUGUUUUCUUCUGCAAUAAAAGGACAACAGAUGGGCCCUAGAACCUGACUCAAGUCUCUCAUGUCCCUUCCAGCCUCCCUUCCUGCCGUUACAUCUCCCUUAGGGUUGCUGCAGCUUUCCGUCUGAGCUGGGGGCACAGGGCAGUUACACGCCACUUGCCUCCUGUAUAUGAGGCCCGGGGUUCAUUCCCUUAUCUAGAAAAACAGUUUUUUCUUUUUCCGAUUCCAGCGCCUCCUUUGUGUGAUCUGUUUUAAACCUUGCCUAAGCAAUGUGCCUAAAGCAGAACUCUAAUUUAAUUCCUAUUCCUGAAGAUGUCAGUGGCAUUCCCAGUUUGACACAGAACAGUGCCUCCGAUCCCAUAUACUCCAAGUGAACCCCCUUCAGCGUUUCUUAGUUCCCAUUGUUCUCGUGUCAAUCAACGUGGCUCUGCUUCCUUGUUAUCUGAUGGGGUCCUCUGCCCCUCCUCUCCCUUAGACUAGCUGUGUUCCUUCCUGUGUUCCUGGAAUCUUUUCCUGUGCUCCUGUCCAUAACCAGACCUGCAUCAUUCUUACCACGUUCCGUGCUUGAAGACAGCUUGCCUUGUUUGCUGGAGGGUUACCACAUCUAGGAAGAAUGCCUUACAUGCAGUGGAUAAAUGCUUGCUUGUUAAGUAUCUUCUACGGGUCCCUGGAAAGUAUCUUCAGUACACAUACUCUGGAGUCUGUGCCAUUUUGAAUGUCACGUUCUAAAUGGAAAUCUCUGCUGUUUUUCCCCUACGAGAAAGGUUAGUUCAGUCGAGGAAAGAAUCUUAAGAAGGAAGACAAGUUUAUGUACCACACUGCAAAGACAGCAGUGGUCCUGACAGUGAACCUGCCUGCUAGGAAACAAACAAAACAAAACAAAAAAUCCAACAGAGUAUGGAAAUAUUCUUUUUCCUUUGGGGUGUGGAGUGGAAGGAGACAACAUUCCCUUUCAUAGAAUUACUUGCUACAUGUGAGAACCGGUUUCAAAAAUACUUUUUAAAUGACUUUUAAUGUUUUUCUCAAAACUGUUUUUUACUUAAAGGGAUAAUGGUUUGUAUCUUACUGUUCAUAUAAAGAUGAUUUAUAAAUAAAAAUAGCAUUGUAAAUAAUGUUAAUAUGUAUUAUAAUUUAUACAGAAUAAAUUUACUAUAAUAUCUA
This is a messenger RNA of Peromyscus leucopus (white-footed mouse), 8836 nucleotides long. It is a transcript of the gene Fgd6, whose product is annotated as FYVE, RhoGEF and PH domain containing 6. Gene Ontology annotation, biological process: regulation of GTPase activity. The record is from RefSeq and is a predicted model, not a curated record. Gene Ontology annotation, molecular function: metal ion binding; guanyl-nucleotide exchange factor activity. NCBI's taxonomy places the organism in Eukaryota, Metazoa, Chordata, Mammalia, Rodentia, Cricetidae. Gene Ontology annotation, cellular component: cytoplasm.